AUGUACAGAAUAUUCGUUUUUAAAGAUGCCGAGUUUUUAAGUGAAGGAGCUCAAGCAGGAUUGAGAAGGACAUUAGAGACGUACAUAAGAAAUGCUAGAGUUAUUUUACACUUAGAACACUUGUCAAAAAUUAUUGAGCCUUUAAAGAGUAGGUGUAUUUGUAUCCGAGUUCCUCUCCCUACGGAAGAAGAAAUUCUGGGGGUCUUAAAAGAUAUUAGCGAAAAAUUUUUUAAAACCUUGAUUAAUAAGCACGGUAGAAAUUUGAGGAAAUGUAUUAUGGCACUAGAAAUGACAGUGUAUUCAAAUUCGGCCAAGCCACAUCAAUCCCUUUCGGUUGCUUCUACAUACAUAAAUGAACUGUGCGAUUUUGCUUUUGUAAAUCCGUCCCAAAUAAAAAUGAAAGAAUGUGUAACGAAGAUUCAGAGCUUAAUAACGUGUCAAAUUCCGGUCAACUUUAUUUUCGAAACGAUCAUUAAGUAUUUGUUACGGAAUAAUUUCGAUUACAAACUCAAGUACUACUUCCUGAAGUUGUGCGCGCACUUUUCCUUCCUCUCCGAGAGCUCCUUCGACAAAAGCGUCUCCCUCAUCGCGUUCAUCGUGAACGCCAACACCGCCAUUAUUAAGUACAACUUGGCGAGGAAGUAG
Molecule: messenger RNA, 645 nt
Organism: Plasmodium cynomolgi strain B
Lineage: Eukaryota; Apicomplexa; Aconoidasida; Haemosporida; Plasmodiidae
Product: replication factor C subunit 5
Exons: 2
Coding region: 1-645 (214 amino acids)
Biological process (GO): DNA-templated DNA replication; DNA repair
Cellular component (GO): nucleus; DNA replication factor C complex
Molecular function (GO): DNA clamp loader activity
Source: RefSeq, a predicted model, not a curated record